ACUCUAGAGACUCCACCAACGUCACCUGCUUGCCUGACAGGUGGUGUCCCAAAUCCAAACCAUUUCCCCCUUAGCAAGUAUGCCCCUGUAGCUGGAUAGAUUUCCUGCUCUGAAAAUUUAUCAGAGAGCCCAGUCUUCCUAAGGGGGCAGUUAAGGAAAACACAUAAAUGCCCCCACCCCUUCUCUAGUCCCGUGCUCCUCAUUCUUGACGGCCCCACCUCCGUCUAGACAACCCUGACUGUGUAGAAGUUUCCAUCUCCUUUCCCCUUCCCUCUCCUUUCCCCUCCCCUUCAGUUUUCCCCCCUCCCAGGCGCUUCCUGCCUGGAAACAAAAGAUUGGUCCCCAGUAGCCCACUCAGGGCGAUUUUAGUUUUAUGCUCACCAUCUGAUUGGCCUAGGUACGGUGCAGAGCCCGGGUGACGUCAUAGCAGACAAGGGCUAGGGAGCGGUUGCCGAGCAGGAGCCCUACCGCGGGCGGGCAGCUGUGGCCGCGAGCAGCCUGGGAUCGCGCACCGCGGGGCCGCAGCUUCUCCCUGCCUGGAGCCAGUGUGCGGGGGUGGGAUUAGAGCCGGGCUGAGCGGGCUGGGCCCGGGGCUGCGGCUGCGGCCGCGGGGCUGCGGCUCCCCAGCCCCGGCUGCAGGAGCGCUCGGAGGUAGAGGAAAGGUCUUGACGGGGUGGCUGAACCGUGGCAGACUCAAAUCCAGGCCAACUGGAUGACUGAGGUGUUGGAACAGAAGGAGGCCCAUUCCUGUUGGUGAAAACACUGUGGCCCAGUUCUGGGAUGAGCAUGGUAUAAAGGUUUCCCCCAAGAAAGAGCAGCUGAGUCCUUGCAUCUUGUGGCAGCUGGUGUGCCCAGCACAGAGUCCAUCAGAGCUGAAGCCAGCCCGGCCCUUGCUCAUGGCCAACACCCACCUGUGCUGAGGUCCUGCAGCUGUGGCGGUGUGAGGAGCUGUGAAAUCGGUUGUAACAGAAAAUGUCUGACGGUUUGGAUAAUGAAGAGAAACCCCCAGCUCCCCCACUGAGGAUGAAUAGCAACAACCGGGAUUCUUCAGCACUCAACCACAGCUCCAAGCCGCUUCCCAUGGCCCCUGAAGAGAAGAAUAAGAAAGCCAGGCUUCGCUCUAUCUUCCCAGGAGGAGGGGAUAAAACCAAUAAGAAGAAGGAGAAAGAGCGCCCAGAGAUCUCUCUUCCUUCAGACUUUGAGCAUACGAUUCAUGUGGGGUUUGAUGCAGUCACCGGGGAAUUCACUAACUCCCCUUUCCAGACCUCUAGACCUGUGACGGUCGCUUCAAGUCAAUCAGAGGGAAAAAUGCCAGAUCUCUAUGGCUCACAGAUGUGCCCAGGGAAGCUCCCAGAGGGAAUUCCUGAGCAAUGGGCACGAUUACUCCAAACUUCCAACAUAACAAAACUGGAACAGAAGAAGAACCCACAAGCUGUUCUAGAUGUUCUCAAGUUCUAUGAUUCCAAAGAAACAGUCAAUAACCAGAAAUACAUGAGCUUUACAUCAGGAGAUAAAAGUGCCCAUGGAUACAUAGCAGCCCAUCCUUCGAGUACAAAAACAGCUUCAGAGCCUCCUUUGGCUCCUCCUGUGUCUGAAGAAGAAGAUGAAGAGGAGGAAGAAGAAGAAGACGACAAUGAGCCUCCACCCGUUAUUGCACCAAGACCAGAGCAUACAAAAUCAAUCUAUACUCGUUCUGUGGUUGAAUCCAUUGCUUCACCGGCAGCACCAAACAAAGAGGUCACACCACCUUCCGCUGAGAAUGCCAAUUCCAGCACUUUGUACAGGAACACAGAUCGGCAAAGGAAAAAAUCCAAGAUGACUGAUGAGGAGAUCCUAGAGAAGCUAAGAAGCAUUGUGAGUGUUGGAGAUCCAAAGAAAAAAUACACAAGAUUUGAAAAAAUUGGUCAAGGGGCAUCAGGGACUGUUUACACAGCACUGGACAUUGCAACAGGGCAAGAAGUGGCCAUAAAGCAGAUGAAUCUACAACAGCAACCCAAAAAGGAAUUAAUUAUUAAUGAAAUUCUGGUCAUGAGGGAAAAUAAGAACCCCAAUAUUGUUAAUUAUUUAGAUAGCUACUUAGUAGGUGAUGAACUAUGGGUAGUGAUGGAAUACCUGGCUGGUGGCUCUUUGACUGAUGUGGUCACAGAGACCUGUAUGGAUGAAGGACAGAUAGCAGCUGUCUGCAGAGAGUGCCUCCAAGCUUUGGAUUUCUUACACUCAAACCAAGUGAUCCAUAGAGACAUAAAGAGUGACAAUAUCCUCCUCGGGAUGGAUGGCUCUGUUAAACUGACUGAUUUUGGGUUCUGUGCCCAGAUCACUCCUGAGCAAAGUAAACGGAGCACUAUGGUGGGAACCCCCUAUUGGAUGGCACCUGAGGUGGUAACUCGAAAAGCAUAUGGUCCGAAAGUUGAUAUCUGGUCUCUGGGAAUUAUGGCAAUUGAAAUGGUGGAAGGUGAACCCCCUUACCUUAAUGAAAAUCCACUCAGGGCAUUAUAUCUGAUAGCCACUAAUGGAACCCCGGAGCUCCAGAAUCCUGAGAGACUGUCAGCUGUAUUCCGUGACUUUUUAAAUCGCUGUCUUGAGAUGGAUGUGGAUAGGCGAGGAUCUGCCAAGGAGCUUUUGCAGCAUCCAUUUUUAAAAUUAGCCAAGCCUCUCUCCAGCCUGACUCCUCUGAUUAUCGCUGCAAAGGAAGCGAUUAAGAACAGCAGCCGCUAGGACUGCAAGCCUUACCCCUCACCAUCUCCCUCAUGAGUUAAGACUGAAAUCAAACUCUACUCCUGGAAAGAUGGAAAAAGAGACAGUCAAAUGGGGUGGGGGCUCUUUAACUUUCAAAUGAAUAGAAACUUCUUAUAAGCCUUUUUCCUACUCCCUCAGAUUAUGUAAUUUAUUUGUAAGCCUGAAUCGCAGCCCGAACAGGGCAGCAAUGUCGAAGUGGCCAUCAAGUGGUCACUUCCACCGUGAAGCGAAAGAGCCAGUAGUGAAUCCCCUCAUUUUGUGCAUUAACUUUGAAGAAAAAGGUUUCUCAAAGAUGCACACUCCCUCUUCAUAGUGUUGUGUUUGUUUUUAAGUUAGAGAAUAGUCCCUCUUGCAUUCGAACCUCUUUCAAAACUCCUUACCCAAUGUGAUGUUUUUCACUUGCAUUGUCAUUAGAUGUCCAGAAAAAAAAAGAUGUCAAAUGUUUUUUUAAAAAAAGAAAGCAAAAAACAAAAACAAAAACAAAUGAAAAACAAGCAAACAAACAAACAAAAAAAACAGAACAAGUACUGGGUGAACAUGUGGAAGUCCAUGCCCUAAUAGAGUUGCAAUUUUUUAUUCUUCUUCUGUAGUGGUGGAUUGGUUUGUGUACCUAAUUUUCUGCAUUUGUAUUGGAAAAGGUUUCUUUUAAGACAUUUUCCAAAAGCAGAGAGAAAUAUGUAUAUUCAGGAAGAGCUUUUAAAAGCUGUAUAUCUAAAUAAAGCUCAAAUGGUGAAAUUCUGUCACAUUUUCACAACGAUACUUAACAGGGUAUUGGAUGUCUCACAUAAACCAGCUUUUAACCUUCAUGAGCCCUGAAAAAGGACACACUGAAACUUUGGCAUCCCUGUUGGGUGAGUCCAGGUCCUGAACCUAGGAAAUCCUGAUAGGAAAAAGCCAUAUUUCAACAAAGAUGGGACUUUCUCUGAGUGCCACAAGGAAAACAAGACAUAUGUAUAAUAUUGAAAUCCUUGUUGGUUAUUAAGUAAACAAAGCUAAUGAUACCUAAUUUAAUCCUCUUUUGUGCUUGUGGGACAUAUGCAUUGUAAAAUAGGCACAUCGGGGGGAAAUGGACCCAUUCGCCAACAUUUCCUUAAAAAUUAUUUAUCUUGACCAUUUAUAACAUCUUAGCAAUUAAAAAGUAAGAUCUGGACAACAGAGACAUAGUAAGCAUUCAACUCAGAAAUAGGAGUCAGUUAAAACUACAUCCAAAUCCACAUUUAGCUCAAAUUACUUGUUACCAUGUUCCCUCUGUAUCAUCCACUUCUGUUUCAGGGUGUGGUAUGCUUGUACUUAGUUCCUUGGGCUUUUGAAUUCUGAAAAAAUGUUCAUAAAGAUCUUAAAAUUCUUCACUGACAAAGAUUUUGGUUUGUAAUCAUAUAUUCUAGGAAAUGUCAGUCCAUCUGAAUUCCCUUUGCAGCUUGGGGAAAAUACCAAAAUUUGACUCUUUCACCAUUUAUUAAAUUCACUAUUCAUAGAUUUGAUGGUACUUCCUGAAUCUUGUAAGAGUAGAAGAUUAUCUGGAGGGUAUCUGUGUAGAAAAGGCUAUGCUUCUUUUUUGAGUGUAUUGUCAAUUUUAUAAUUCUGGAAAGUUAUUUCUCUAAGCCUUUGAAAACCUAACAAUUUAACAAUUUGUGCUGUAGAAGGCGUUGUGAUUUGUAGCAUAUAAGGAAUCUGAAUAGAAUCUGUCUAUAUUCAGCAGCAGGAGGAAAGAGAUCAAUGACAAUAGGCCUCUCUCUUUCUCUGCCGAGGUAUAUCUAUCCAUCUCACCAUCCAUCUAGCCAUUCCUUAAAAUGAAAACACUUUCUUUAGAGUUUCUGCUAACCACAUAAGACACUUGUUUAUGUUUAGGAGACAGCACCACUGAUGGAUUUCUUAAUUUUAUAUUGUUUUCUUUGACUAUAAAAGUUUGGAGGGGCUUGACCAUACCACCUCCAAAAAUGUCCACAGUGGGAUAAAAUAACAAAUGUGAAGAGAAAAUCAAAUGGUAACAUUAAUUUGAAGCAUACUGUCUUAUACUUUGGAAAAAAAGUGUCUGGGCCUGAUAUUGUUAAUGCCACUCUACCUAAUGAGAGAGAGAGAGAGAGAGAGAGAGAGAGAAAGAGAAACCUUAAUUUUUCUUUCAUUUAAAUUGAGUACCUUUUAAAAUCAUUUCUCACUCAUAGUGCCAGGGAAUUCAAUGAAAUACCUGGGGUGCAAAUAGAUCUGAGUACACUGAUGACUAUGCCUUGCCAGUGGAGUGGGCCCAAAACCUGGUUGGGAAGCCCUAGUCAUCAAUUUGCAUCCCUUAGUGUCAUGGAGGCCUUUUUGUUGUUAUUUUGGAGACCCUGGAGCGGUGAUCCUUCAGAUCACUGUAGGCAGAGAAAUGGCUGAUCUUUAUGUUUCAGUUCAGCAUAUUAACAAUGAGGAACCAGGUACUUCUUUACCACCACUUUGUACCAAAAUUUGCUUGUGAUAUAUCCCAAUAGGCAUUACUUUUGCAAAUUUAUAUCUAUAUGAAUUUUUAAAUGAGAACAGCUUCUAAAGUCCCUUCCCUACAUUGGAGAGUUAUGUAUAUUUCUAGUAAGUAUUAGAGGGAAGCUGUUUCUCGUGCCAAAAUGAUGCUGAAGGAUUCAUGUUUGGUACAUUUGAACUCCAGAUGGUUGAUAGUUUAUUCCCUUUCCCUGGAUUUUUGUAAAACUCAUCUUAACACGGGUGAGUCUAUCCAAAUCUUUAAUGUUGCUAGUGUGCUCUGAGAUAAUGAGGGCACAUCAUCGAAUGUUGAUUCCGAAAUGUCCUGAGGUAGGUAAAGGGCAGUGGGAAAGUCAGGGAAGGGUGAGAAGCACAGUAGAGAUUAUUUAUUUAAGAAAGAAAAGAACAUUAAUGUUGUAGCAAGGAUCCGGUGCGUUGUCAUAAUCCCAUGAGGAUUUUUGGAUGGCAUUGUCCCCUCAAAUCAGUCAACAUGCUGGGUAAUGACUUCGUUCUUGCUGAUCUUGUCUAUGUGUCAUUGUAAAUAUUUGUACGUCCAUGUUCCAUUUUUGGCUACUGGAUGGCCAAGUCAUGUAAGAAGAUUUAACUCAAGUAUUUAUUCCUUGUCUUAUUCAGAUUUCUGUUAGGCUUGUGAAUUGCACCCCAAUGUUUGAGUUUAACCACCCAAUCCUCACAUCUAUCCCUCCCCUGUGAAGCACAUUCCAUUGCUAAAAGAAAAAAAAUAUGAAAUUGCUUCCUGUUGUCUGUAUAACUGUUUUGAUAGUUUGAGAUGUUUGUCUAUAAAGGCUAUUUCUCAGCUCAAAGAUCAUGUAAAUAAUUAUAUUCCUUUGCUCAAUGGGUUGUUUAUUUCUAAUGAGGCUGCCAGUUCUCAGAGAUUCUAUAAAAUCAUUUUUAAAUAACAUAAAUAGGGAUUACAACCAUUUAAAAAUAAUCAUGCUUAUGGACAAAGACUGGGAACACAGAUUUUUGAAAUCAGUUAUGUUGGAGUGGUGGGAUUAUGUGAAAUUUUUUCUUUAAACAUUUUUCUUUGAUGUUGAUACAAUAUUUCUUUAGAAUAAACAAACAUCAGAAAGGGAACUGUAGAAAAUUAGAAGAGAUUCCAGAAGCAGUUGCAUUCUGACCAGAGCCCAGAGCAUGCAGGGCACAGGUAUUUGCUAGUUACAAUUAUUGCAUAGGCUUUAUAUUUGCCUGGGUGCUGAGGUUGGCACACGCUCAGGUAUGGCACGUGCUUUCUUAGGAGACUAUUAUCUAUAAGUUAAAGUUAGGGAGAUGUCCCUACUAGAACUCCAAACAUAUUCUUCUGCCUUAAAACAGGCUGUCCUCUGCUGUGGUAUGGCAUCCAGGUGUCUGUUUUGAUUGCUUUAGAUUUGAGGGGUGACCAUUUGAUUAUCCCCCUUGAUAAUGUCUGUUUUAGCUAUCACCUCUCUGGAUCAUUGUAGCUAAUUUUUAGGUUGAAUUUUGGAAGAAUAGAAAGAUGAAAUCCCCAGCUCCCACCUUUUCUUUGUCUAACAGGAUAUUAUUUCCUUUAGGUAGGAUUCUUCUUCAAAUGAUCAACAAGCAAGCCCCACUCAUUUCAAUAAAAGUUAUAGUGUAAUUCAAAGCUGACCCUGAAGUCACUAAUACAGAUAUUUAGGACUGUUUCUGUCAAUUGCCAUUCAGUUACAGUCCUGUCAGUUUUAACUUAAAAUGGUUUCCAUGGGCCUUUGUACUGCUUACUUAUAAGUUGUAUGCAGUAAUUAUGAUUUUUAAGGAGAAAGGGAGUCCAUUUACCAAACAGAGGAAUUUCCUUCUAACUCACCAAGGAAAAUUUAGGUGAGGACUUUAAAAAUGAGGUAGUGGCUUCAAAUAUGUUACUUAGUUUCACAUAAGCAGACCCUGUACCUAGAGAAUUCACAGGCGUUUCAUUGGCCAUUCUUGAUGUAAAAAUACAUAUGGAAGUCUUCUGCCAUCCCUGGUUUAAUUUCCUGAUCUUUUUUCUGAGCUACUUGCAGUUAGUAUUCAGUUAAACCAAGGCAUGAGCAGUGAUGCAAGCACUUCACAAUCUCUGAGUAGGAGGACUGAAAUCCAGUGUUUGUAAACUGGCAGUCUAAUGGGCCUGGGAUUUGGAGGGAAAUUAACACACAGUUCUGAACAUAUAUUUGCAUGUGGAUUGGGAAGGAAAUAAAUGGGACCUUGGAAAUAAUGGAAAUGUUUUUCCUGUGAAGGAAUUUUUCAUAUAAGGUUUGUUUCUGAUAUAAUCUUUUUUUUUGUUUUACUUUUUCACUCCUUUUCUGAUCCACAUUCUUUUAGUGACCAAAUGAACUCAACUUCUCAUGCAUUGAGAAUGUCUGUUUAAUAUUAAACAGUGUCUAACAGGAUCUGCAAAUGCGGGAACUGAGGUACCACCUCCAAGUGUACAACUCUGUGUACAAGUAUAUACAACUCGUAGCAUUUACUGACAUUUAAUUUGGGUGAACUUACAAGAUAAACUUAUAGAAGUGGGUUUGGUGUCAUCAGUCUCCUUUGGAAGCUGCCAUUGGGUGAAUGUUAUUCCUUAAUAUCAGCAGUAAGGCAAGCACCAUGUUCACUUGAUUUAUUUAGUCCCUAAAAGGAAAUCAAGAGCAAUUACAGAGAAUAAAUCAGAUGUAGUGGAAGGAAUUCUACCCUAGGAAGGAGACCUAGCUUUUAAUAUGGGCUUUAUCAUUAACUUGCUUUGUGACCUUGGGCAAUUCUCUUAACCUUUCCAUGGCUGUUUCUUCAUCCAUAAAGUAAUGAUAUUGAACUAGAUGAUCUGCAAUGCAUUUCAAGAUCUCUAGCACUCUGUGGUGUUAUAGGCUGCCUUGCAAAUGCAGCCUGCUAAAGGGAUGGCAAAAAUCACAUGCUUAAGCCUGGGUCUCUUCCAUUGCAGUUAAACAAGAAAACUACAUAAUAUGAUGAAAAACUCAAGUAAAUGAGGCUAAUAAUACCAGGAGAUGUUGACAAAAUUUGUGGCAGCCUUCCAAUUCACUCACAAUUGUUUUGUUUUGUUUUUGUUUUAAUGUCCAUUUUUUUCUGUUAAGUGUUCCCAGUUUUCAUUUUCCAUACACUAUGCAUGUAAAGUCUGGUUUUCAUUAAGCUGUGUCCAGUAUUUGCUACUAAAACAGAAAUAUACUGUCACCUUUGCUAGAACAGAACUGUACUUGGGCCUCUCCUUUCCUAUGAAUCAGUGCUGGACUCUAUCAAGUUUAAUUCAUAAAUGGCACAAACUGGCAGAACCCAUGCUUUUUAAUGGCUGGGACUAUAAAGAGUGGACCUAAACAUAGGCAAGUUGGAGAGAAAUAUGAAAAAUUACAUGCUAUUAGCAUUAAGGUGUGUUGAUAAACUCACUUGUUGGGAACCAAAGAUAGCAUUUCUAAUGACAACUCCCUCAGUCAUUGGCCAGUUGAAGGAGUGUACUAGUAGGAAGAAGGUAAACUGGAAGUUAGUGGAUAGUCCCAGUGCUCUGCCUACAACAGAGUGCCAAUCAGCCCUGAGUACAAAAUUCAAGUUCAAUAUGUGUGCUUGUGUGUGGCGUGCUUUAUGGACCCGCAUAUACUAUGUUCAUUAGCGAUGAUAAGAUCUUUCACAGAAUCCUAUAACCAAUAGUGGGUUGAGUUUUAAAUCUCAGUACACUAGCCAGAAGGAGCCAGAUCAUAAGGGCACUGAUGUCUACUGGGAUUAUACUCAUAACAUCCAGACAAAACAAGUUGAGGAGGAUCUACAUUUUCAUUGUUUAUCAAAAUUGUAUCUCAUUUGGCUGUGCAUUACUUUUGUCAAAAUGUGUUAUCUGUAAACCCAUGUGUAGUGAAAUUCUUCUGUAACUUUGGAUUAAGGGUAUUUAUGGUCUUUUUUUUAUUUUUAAGUAAGUAAGUUAUUUCUUUUGUAGACCUGCUGAUGGUAUGGUUCCAUCCUUCUGACCUCAGCAUUUGACCUUUUUAAAGAUUUUUGUUUCCAAUAUUGUUACUUUAAAUUGUGGUUGAAGCAAUAGAAAAUUGAAAUAUGGAUUGUGCAUGACUGUGUCUUGAGUGUAAAAAAUAUUGCAGUUUGAAACUUGGACCUAAAGUAUUGCAAAUAAAAAUGACAAACAUCA
This is a messenger RNA of Oryctolagus cuniculus (rabbit), 9289 nucleotides long. The record is from RefSeq and is a predicted model, not a curated record. NCBI's taxonomy places the organism in Eukaryota, Metazoa, Chordata, Mammalia, Lagomorpha, Leporidae.